Purpureocillium takamizusanense is the source of this 2091-nucleotide messenger RNA. RefSeq lists its product as uncharacterized. The transcript is spliced from 3 exons. Gene Ontology annotation, cellular component: plasma membrane. Gene Ontology annotation, molecular function: G protein-coupled receptor activity. The coding region runs from base 765 to 2075 and encodes 436 amino acids. Gene Ontology annotation, biological process: cell surface receptor signaling pathway; adenylate cyclase-activating G protein-coupled receptor signaling pathway. The record is from RefSeq and is a predicted model, not a curated record. Lineage: Eukaryota; Fungi; Ascomycota; Sordariomycetes; Hypocreales; Ophiocordycipitaceae.
GGAGCAGCAGCAGCUCGCCCACGAAGCUCUCGGAACUCGGUCCCCCCCAUCGACGGUUAGCCAAGAAGCCGCGAGCAGCGUUUAACUGGUGGGAUUUUUUCUCUCUCUCUCUUCUCUCGUGCGAUGGACCCCCGUUCAGAACACGGCAACCUCCGGCGUGCGGCGACGACGGCGGUGGGUGAUGGAUGGGGUGGAAAACUGGACGGACGGGUCGGAGCUGAACCCGUCUCGCAUUCCUGUUCGAGGACGCAACGCAACCCUAUAUGUUUCGGCGGCAUUUGCUGGUCACCGCCCGUGUUGGGAAUCUUUUUUAUUUUAUUUUAGUCUUUAUGUUCGCUCCCCCCCGUUCUCUCAAAGGAAAAAGGGGGCCAGCCCCGUCUGGAACAUUAAUCAGAUCGCUAUGCAGCUUCAAGUCGGGCAACGAGCGCGUAUCAUGGCAUCAUCAUCCUCGUCGUGCGCCCGUCUCUACUAAUUACCUGUCGACUGGACCCAGCAGCGCACCUGUAAAAAGAAAGCCCCCUGUUUUUCAGAUCUAGAUCGCGAAACCCCCGGGUUUCGGCACUUGGAAUCGUCCCGUCGACCGUAAGCAUUUAACACGCCGUCGGUCGGUCGGUCGCAUCGUCCGCCUCUCGAGAGCAAGUCCCCCCCCGCGCCAUGGUCCCGAGGGCGGCACUCGUCGUCUCUUGCACUCGCCCCGGCCGGGCGGCCUCGCCACCGACGCCCAAGCAGCGGCAGCGGCAGCGGCAACGGCAGCAGCAGCAGCGAUGAUGGGCCAACUGACAGACGGCCAGCUCGGGGCCAUCAGCAUCAUGGAGCGCUCGUGCUCCGUCGUGUCCAUCCUCGGAUGCCUCUUCACCAUUGUCACCUUCAGCUGCUUCCGCGCCUUCCAGCAGAAGCCCAUCAAUCGCCUCGUCUUCUACGCCUCGUUUGGCAAUCUCAUGAGCUGCGUCGGCACGUUGAUGUCGCGCUCGUUUCUGGACCAGCCCGAUUCGUUUGGCUGCCAGUUCCAGGCCAUGAUUAUCCAGUGGUUCAUGGCCGCCGACGCCGGGUGGAUAUUCGCCAUGGCCAUCAACGUCUUCCUGACCUUGUACCGCAAGUACGACUCGAAGCGCCUGCGUCGCAUGGAGCUGACGUAUCUCCUCGCCUGCUACGGCAUCCCAUUCGUCCCCGCCUUCGUCUUCGUCUUCGUGCGACGCCAUGGAGCGCGCGUGUACGGCGACGCGGUCCUCUGGUGCUGGAUUGAAGAGGACUGGGAAGCACUGCGCAUCGCCACAUUCUACGCACCAGCGUGGGUCGUCAUUCUCUUGACACUCAUCAUCUAUAUCAUUGCCGGUCGUACCAUCUACCAAACGCGCAAGCAGCUGCGCGAGUUCAGCUCCGACAUGAGCCUCUUGUCGCCGCCCGAUGCCGAGAAGGAACCGGCUUCGAGAAGUACGCAGGUCAGUUACGGCCGGCGCCCAACCAUCGGUAGCAUUCCGUCCCGCCUGGCACCGCCACCCGACGAUGACCUCGAGGAUGCUGUUGAGGGUGUGGCUCAGGGUGCCGGCGAGGAAGCGCUUGUUGGUGGUGGUCCUUGCGGAUGCGGCGGCGACGAGUCCAACAACACCGACCCCCCAGCCUCGCCGCCGCGCCGGCCGCUCCCCGACGGCCCGACCCGCGCGCGGCGACGCAGCUAUGAGCUCAAAAGCGCGGCGUGGUCGUACACAAAGACCAGCCUGCUGUACUUUACGGGUAUCUUGUUGAUCUGGACGCCCUCGUCGGCGAACCGAGUAUACGCCCUCGUGCACGGCGGGACGACCAUCGCGCCGCUGGCUUAUAUGAGCGGCCUGGUGUUGCCCCUGCAGGGCUUCUGGAACUGGCUCAUAUACACCGUCGUCUCGUGGCCUGCAUGCCAGGACCUCUUCCACGAAUUGAAGAGCUGGGUGUUGCGCCUGAUUCGACCCUCAAGUCGACGGCACGCGAGCGAUGACCGCCACGGUCGCAAGCCAACGCCCCGAGAGCAGACGGCGGCGCCGAGUUUCAGCGUGUUUGAUUGCGAGAGCGGGAUGCCGUCUCCUUUUGCGAGGAAUGCAUAGGGCGUUUAAAACGGGG